GCCGUGGCCGUGGGUCUCUCGACUAGUGAAAAAAUGGCUGCGGCGACGACCCGUGCAGCAGCUCAGAGUCUGCUUGGCCUCGGGUCCCGUCGCAGCGCGCCGCUGCCUGUCGCGACCCACCGCCGGAGAGCUGUGCGCAUGGCCUCGUCAGCGCCUCAGCUCAGCGCGACCGUCGCUGUGCCCGGCGCGGGGAGCGCCGGGCCCGUCCGGGUCGUGGCAGCGCCGGGCCUCCCCGAGGCGGACUUCAGGAAGGCGGUGGACUCCGCGCUGUUCAGGAAGUGGCUGGAGAACCUGCAGACGGAGAAGGGCGUGCUCGCCUACGGGAAGCUGAAUCUCAGGGAGAUCCUCAUCCAGGGCGUUGACAUGUUCGGGGAACGCGUGGGCUUUCUUAAGUUCAAGGCCGACAUCGUCGACGAGGAAACCAAAGCCAAGAUUCCAGGAAUUGUCUUUGCAAGAGGGCCUGCAGUCGCUGUGUUGAUUCUUUUGGAGUCCAAAGGGCAAACUUACGCUGUUCUUACUGAACAGGCUAGAGUGCCUAUUGGAAAAUUUGUAUUGGAAUUACCAGCCGGUAUGCUAGAUGAUGAAAAAGGCGAUUUUGUUGGCACCGCAGUCCGAGAGGUUGAAGAAGAAACUGGUAUAAAGUUAAACUUAGAGGACAUGGUUGAUCUUACUGCACUGCUCGAUCCUGCUACUGGAUGCAGAAUGUUUCCAUCUCCGGGUGGCUGCAACGAAGAGAUUGGUCUGUUCCUAUACAGGGGGCAUGUCGACGCUGAGACCAUCAAGGCUCUCCAGGGGAAGGAAACUGGCCUACGGGACCACGGCGAGCUGAUCAAGCUGCGUGUGGUCCCGUACGACCAGCUCUGGCGCUCAACAGCAGAUGCGAAAGCGCUCUCUGCCAUAGCUCUGUAUGAAAUGGCCAAGAAGGAAGGCAUCCUGCCCUCGUCACCUCGCGGGUCAUUGGCGAACCUGUAGGAGCUGAAGUACAUUAUGUAACUAGUUUUUUUUUGUUCCGAGGAUUCUGUAAUGAGAAGUUGAGAACACUGCUGAGUGAAUUACCUGCUCAAAAAUCUCAUACAAAAAUCCUUCUUGCCUUUAACUGUGGUGGACCGUGCUUAGUUGCCUGAUUAGCCUUGGGGUUUAUUUUUGUUUCUGUUUUCCCAUUUCUGCUCUUCGAUGACUUUUGGACAAAGAUCCUAAGGUUCAAGAUGACUUAGCUACUUGCUCCCGAUUAUCCUAUAUCUUUGGUGGGUAAUAUGAAUUAUGUAGUAUUGCUUUAUGUAAUAUGAACGAUUGAUGCUCUUGAA
Molecule: messenger RNA, 1304 nt
Organism: Brachypodium distachyon (stiff brome)
Lineage: Eukaryota; Viridiplantae; Streptophyta; Magnoliopsida; Poales; Poaceae
Product: nudix hydrolase 14, chloroplastic
Exons: 6
Coding region: 34-972 (312 amino acids)
Biological process (GO): ribose phosphate metabolic process; nucleoside phosphate metabolic process
Molecular function (GO): ADP-ribose pyrophosphatase activity; ADP-glucose pyrophosphatase activity
Source: RefSeq, a predicted model, not a curated record